AUGACGCAGAAGAGCGAGGAGGAUGAGAGCGACGAAGGGGUCCACAGCCUGGAGGAAGCACGCCGAGUCAUCAGGGACCUAAAAGAACGGCACAGGUUGCAAUCUUACCAACUGCUGGCCUGGAGGAGAAGGUUCAAAGCACAGGAAGAAAAUAUCCAGCGUAUGAAUCAUGAAAGGAGUGAACAACUAAGAAAGUUAUCAACACAAUUGCUCCUGUUUGAGGCCCGGCUGUGUAGGAAGCAACGCGAUAUCAGCCUCAUGUUGACACAUAGAGAAGCUCUUAUUGCCAAACAGCAGAAGAUCAUCAAGCAACUCCAGAACAGGCUGAGCGAUGCCGGCGUUGAGCUGACAGAGGAGACCAACCUCGACUCCCUCAAUGACAGCGACAGUGCGGUCAUUCUGGAAGAUGAUGACAGCAUUCCAUGCCAUAAUGGAGUCACUGUUAUCAGAAGCGUCUCUGAUGCUCUUGAAGCCCCUAAUAGCAACAAGUAUUCACUCUUGCGGCGUAGCAACUGCUUACUGAGGAGACCAGAGAUCUUGGAAACUGUCUACAGCGUUGAGGAAGAUGUGGACGGGCAAGAUGGUGAGGCAGAACGUAACAGUGCAACUGAAGAAAGUACACCCCGACAGAGACCCAAGCUGAAGGACCUCAAUGGCAGCUUCGAGAGGUUGGAUGGUGACAAGGACCCUCCGAGCCAGGUCACAACCUAUAACAGGGUCAUGAGCAACCACCGUUCGGUAACCAAGCCCAAGGAUGUAAAAUAUAAGAGAAUCAACAAGGCCAAAUCCAAAUCUUUGGAAGAAUUGAGAGGACGAUUGAAAAAUUGGGUCGAGAAAGGGAAUAAGAUUGCUGUCUCUCUAGACCAGACAUUCGCUUAA
Messenger RNA from Nezara viridula (southern green stink bug), 879 nucleotides. Lineage: Eukaryota; Metazoa; Arthropoda; Insecta; Hemiptera; Pentatomidae. The record is from the annotation of a GenBank genome assembly.